This is a messenger RNA of Gekko japonicus, 2777 nucleotides long. It is a transcript of the gene NUDT9, whose product is annotated as nudix hydrolase 9. Lineage: Eukaryota; Metazoa; Chordata; Lepidosauria; Squamata; Gekkonidae. The transcript has 8 exons. Bases 112 to 1200 code for a protein of 362 amino acids. Gene Ontology annotation, cellular component: mitochondrion. The record is from RefSeq and is a predicted model, not a curated record. Gene Ontology annotation, molecular function: ADP-ribose diphosphatase activity.
GAAGAAAAAGAGAUGUUCCCUGCAGAUGUUUCCUGAUAAUCUGUGUUGCUUCACAGCCAGUGGACCUUUCUCUCUGAAGAGAUCUAGUUUUUUGUGAACCCUCUGCAUGGGAUGGCAAGGGGUUUUCUGGCACAAACGGUUACAGUAAUUUCUCUUACAUUUUCUGCUGUUACUGCUCGGUCUUCUUACUGCUGCUAUCUCUACCCGUUAUUCCAGUCAGCCAGGAAUCAAGCCAUCUGCUCACAUUCAGGAAGACACCGGUUCCACAGUAACACUGCUAGAAUGUCUUGUUAUAAACAUCCAAAAGAAAAUUUACACAACAAAGCUAGGACAUCCCCCUAUCCAGGAUCAAAGGUCGAUCGCAGUGAAGUGCCCAAUAAUAAGGUGGACUGGUCGACCAGAUGGGAGGACUAUAGUCCCGUUGAAUACACUGCACGCUCUGUUCUGGCAGGACCUCAGUGGGCAGAUCCAGAGAUUGGGGACAAGAAUUUUUCUCCCAAGUUCAACGAGAAGGACGGGAAAGUGGAAAGGAAGAGCCAGAACGGCACAUACGUGGUUGAAAACGGAAGGCCCAGGAAUCCAGUGGGCAGAACAGGAAUAGCUGGUCGGGGUCUUUUGGGGCGUUGGGGGCCCAACCAUGCUGCAGAUCCUCUGAUAACUAGGUGGAAGAGAGACGGCAGCAGCAAUAAGGUGGCUCACCCAUCUUCUGGCAGAAACAUCUUGCAGUUCAUCGCCAUCAAGAGGAAAGACUGUGGGGAAUGGGCCAUCCCAGGGGGCAUGGUGGACCCAGGGGAGAAAUUAUCCGCUGCUCUGAAACGAGAGUUUGGCGAGGAGGCUUUGAACUCUUUGCAGAAGUCUGGUGCCGCUAAAGAAGAGCUGGAGAAGCAGCUGAACAGGCUUUUCAGUCAGGAUCAUUUUGUGGUAUAUAAGGGGUAUGUGGAUGACCCCCGUAAUACAGACAACGCGUGGAUGGAGACAGAAGCAGUAAACUACCACGAUGAAUCUGGGGAAACCAUGGAUAACCUGCCCCUGGAAGCCGGGGAUGAUGCUGGGAAAGUGAAAUGGAUCGACAUUAGUGAAAAGCUUAAGCUGUACGCCAGCCAUGCUGACUUUGUCAGGAUGGUAGCAGAGAAAAGGGAAGCUCACUGGAGUGAACACCCUGAUCUUGGGUGCCACGGUGGGACAGAGAUCAAAGAGUGAACAUGAGCCAUGAAAUAUCAGGUGCCAGUCCAGCAAAGGAAUGAGGUGUUAGUGCUGCUUUGAGAGGAACUAGUUUAUUGCAGGAAAUGUAAGCAGCCAAAGCUUUUAUUUACAUCCCCUUGAUUUCAGUGGGAUACAUUUAAGCAUCUGCUUAACGCUUCUGUGAAAAUUCAGAAUGACUUAAAAGUGCUUAAUUUUGGCUGCAUUCUUCUUAACAGACAAUAUCGUCCAAGGACUGAAUAAUAUGUCUUCUGCUUCCCCUAUGCUUUUCAUGUACAGAGAAGUAAAUACAGGAUGUGAGGAUGUGGGUUUUUUAAUCUUGAUUAACAGGCACGUUUUUGAGAAACAAAACCCAAAUUACAAAAGCCCUUGUCAUUCUUAAGUGGCUUGCAUGAUCUUGCUCUUGAUGUAAUUGUGAGUUUCCAAGGAGGGAGAAUUUGGGUACUGGAAGAGCCUGGCUGUCUUGCUUUGCUCUUCCUCCUCCUUUCCCACGGCCAGAUAAACUUUUCAGACCCACAGAACUCUUUCUGUUCUUGUGCAGCAUCACUAAGUGUCAAGCAGUCAUGACUUCUGUACCAGUUUGUUGGCCACAGAUCUUUUGUAUGCUGAUGCUGACCUUAUGUUAGGAAGAUUAAACCUCGCACUGUUGCCAUUCCAAAACUCAUCAAAACAGUCCUAAAGUGAUUAAGGAACCGAACCUUUGAGCCAGAACCCGAACUGUUUCCAUAUUCACCAUACAAACCACCAGCAAGGCACAAUAAGUACAAGAAAUUAACAGCAAUCUCCACCCCAUUGUCAUCGUGGAGAAAUAAACAAGAAAAUCAUAGAACUAAUUGGAAGAAAAUGGAACAUAGGUUUCAACCCAAGGGACCAUGAAUGCAACUUAGUUGGAGAAGUAUUCCACAUAGAUACAAAGAUAACUUAGAAUUGAAAUGCACCUGCAAUAUUAGUAGUUGCGUUGAUUGUAAGAAUGUAACCUGGGUUCCAUGUGUAAACCUGCGGCAUAUCUGAUUUCUUCCUCUGAUUGAGCUCUUUUUACAGUUCCAGAGGGUCCUCUGAGAUUCAUAAACAGGGUUGUUAAGACUAUCCAGGGAGACUGCAAUAAGGCAAGGUCCUCAGAAGCUCUACUGGGCAUGCUGCCCUUUAAGCUCCCAGCUGCAGACAUAACUUGCUUGAACCCACCAGCAUUUUAAAAAUGUUUACGAGUUCCCGUGACCCCAGCACCAAGGCGAUUGUGACCUGUCUUCGUCCACUCUGCAGGCUGACCUUUUUCCCCAGGUGACCGUUUUGGAUGUCUGUGCUGCAGCAUGCCUAAAAAUGAAUUUUCCGGCUUUAGGAACUGCUGCUGAUUUUGCAGACAUCACACAAAUCCCGUGCACUGCCGCUGACGCAAAUCCGAUAAUGUUAACAGGCUUCCCAUCCUCGGUUUACUUCAGUGUUUUACUUUUCUUCUGAAGCUGUGUUGACGGUCAAUUGUGUACCCUGCUGUUUGUCUUGUCAACCAGCAGCUAUUUUCUACAGUGUGACUUCAGUCUUGGCUUAUUCACUGCUGAAUAAAUCACUCUAUUUUCACUGUU